CUAGCGUAUUGCGAAUAUCGAAUUCAAUUUCACUUUUGUUUAGCUGCAUAAAGAGCCUCUAUUCUUCCGAAGAUCUUCUAAAAUGUCAGGAGACGGAACGUCAAGUCUGGUGUUUGUUGAUGCUGAAAAUGGUGACGAAGAUAGCAUCGAAGUUGUACCAUCAUCACACGGAGAAGAUCCCAAUCUUGAAGUUCCUAGUACAGGUGGAAGUAAGGCUGAUAGAGAGGAUAUAGUCCAGGCUGAAAAACUUCCUGACAACACAGUGAGGGGGCUGUUUUAUAAUGAUCAAGACAAUCUCAAUACMCACAAAGACAAAGUAAAAUCCAAGCCUUUAUUAGAUGAGAAAAUACAAAAGGGUAUUACAGAUUUAAAUGGCAUCUUACAAAAACAAGAUUAUCAAUCUCUCCACCCUGUUGGCCAAGAAGUUAAAGAACUCUUAUCUGGAGCUGUAAAAUAUGCCAAUGAAAGUGGAACAUCUUUGAAAGCUGCAAGAGAAUUACUUGAUAGCAGUUUAGAAAUAUACAAGGAAGCUUGUGMAAGCUCGGCAGACAAGUUUGAACUCUCCAGCGAAAGCACAAAAGCUUUGGCAGAACAUGAAAGAAUUGAGAGAGAGAGGUUAGAGCUGCUCAUCAAGAGAAAAAAUCUUACUGAUGCUAAUUCAAAAAGAGAGGAAGGACUGGCAGUUAUUGAAAGAAGUAUUGAGGCUGCCAAGGUGGAUACAGUGAGAGUGAUGUCCAAACAGGCAAAGGAGGAGCAGGAGCAAGUGUUGAURAAAUUUUCUGAGAAGAAAAAGGAGAUUGAGGAACAAGUUGAUAAUGARCUGGACAGCCUUCAUCUCAUCAGUCACAACUGUGAAGGGGACAUUGACAGCAUUGAUAAAAGUUUGGUGACUCUUGAGCAGUCAGCUGAAGCUGCAUUCAACAAGUACACUGAAAAAGAYAAAGAGCUUUGCUUGAAGCUACAAGAGAAUAGAAAUGAACAGCUUGAGUUGCAGAAGAGGCUGGAAGAGCUUUCCAAUCAAGAAAAAGCCUUUGAAAAUGAGAGAGCAGAACGAACCAAUACUCAGAGAAAAGCUGAAUUGACCAAGGAUAAGGCAAAAGAUGAGCUUGAAAGCUGGAAAGGUCAGAUUGAGGAACUUUAUGGAUGCUGCCAGGCAGCUUUGACAGUGUUAUCUCAAUUUAGAGAGGGAGCAUUCAAGCUAAUCAACAAAUCAAUAGAAAGYAAAGAACAAGAGGAUAAAAGACUUCAAGAACUGGAUGUAUUGGCUCACAGAACUUUCAGAGAUGCUCUAGUUGCAGCAUGUAUUGACUGCAAGGAAAUUAUUGGUCAAUCAGACCAGACUCUUGCAGUAAUUAAAACAAGGAUGGAAAAGAACAAAGCAGAGCUGAAAGAUGCUUUAAAGAAGGGUGUUCACUUUGUUGCUGAGGAGCUCAAAGCUGAGCAAAGCAAAGUAAAGGAGAACUACAACAAAUGUAAAAGCCAGAAAGCUCAAAAUGAGCAAAAGCUGGAAGAAUACAAGAAAGAGAUUGCUGCUACAGAUGAAAGAUUAGAAUCACUUGGACAAGUGCUGGAAUCAUUGGAUGCWAUAUAUGAGAGACAUCAAAUGGAUGUUGAUGCAGCAUGGGAACAACAAGAUGAUGAUGAUACUGGYAGCUUAAACUCUCUAGAGAGCUACUAAUMAAGACAGGUUGGCUCCUACAGAAAAUUGACAAAUGAUAGCUGAUGAAUGAAAAUUGCAUUUCAAAUGCAAAGAGCAACCAUUGUACUUACAGUAUUAUUAGCAUUUUGAUUUGUAUAUACAGUAUAUAUCCGCAGAGUAUAUUAGAACAACUUGUUGGUUGUAGUUGAUUUUUUUAAUGUAAUUCAGUUUUGAAGUGAGUAGGAGAAAGACUCAUGAUCAUGAUGAAUUGGAAUAUUAAAAAAAGGAAUAUUAAAAACRGGAAAAGGUAGAUAGAAUUUAGGAUAAGAAAUGGGAACAUGUAUAUAUAGAAGAUGUGCAGAUUAUCAACAUUGUGCAUGAUUUUGUGAAUUAAAAUUGCAAAAUUAUCAUGAA
Molecule: messenger RNA, 2053 nt
Organism: Exaiptasia diaphana
Lineage: Eukaryota; Metazoa; Cnidaria; Anthozoa; Actiniaria; Aiptasiidae
Product: cingulin
Exons: 11
Coding region: 83-1678 (531 amino acids)
Source: RefSeq, a predicted model, not a curated record